AUCACAGCAGAACGCAGCGAAGCGCCUUCGGCCCUUUGCAGUCAGCGUCUCGUCAACACGUCUCGUCUCCGCCCGUGGGCAAGGUCAGGCUCCGAAUAGGAGUACACUUUCAAAGGUCAGAAAUAGAGACCUAAGGACAGAUCCCAACACUCCUUCGCCAUUAUCCGAAGAGGGUAACAACGCGAUAAGGAGAAGGCCAAGAAACAGCCGCCUGAACUACUGCUGCUGCAUGCGGCACUCGAGCCGCACUGUCGACAGUGAAAUUAAUAAUCUCGAAGGAGAAGCCAGUACUGCUGCUGAUCAACAGGUAGCCCAUCUUCCGCCACUGAAGCUUUCUAGUUCUUUGCCUGCCACACCGCAGCUGGGACAGCGGGGAGUGCGUGGGAGCGGCUACAAGAAGUUGUCAUGGAAUGAGGAGCAGCCCCGCCAACCGAAGACAUCGACAAUGAUCACUCAUUGGCAGGAGUCCAGGGUCAGGCCACAGCUCUCCUAUCAGCACCUCAAUAACAACAACAACAACGAUCAUGAGGAGGAGUACGAUCCCAUUGCCAAAUACUUUGCCCAGACGCCGAAACAGCAGCAGCAGCAGCAACAGCUGCAAGAGCAAAAGCUGUUGGCGGCAAAAAGCUCACGGAUUUUGUGCGAGAAUUGCUGCGGAGAGAGGCAUCAACAAGUUGGCAGCGCCAUGGAUCGACACGGUCUGCCGCUGCCCCAGGGGUUGCCGUUGGGGGACUGCGAUUCAGUGUCCGAUUUGUCGUCGUUCCGCUUUGUCUUCCACGGGGAUGAGGUCGAUUCCAAGAGGCGUGUGUUAGUCGAUGUCGAUGCUCAUAAUCGUAAUAAUGAACAUAAUGAUGAUGAUCAUAAUGAUGAUGUUGAUGACGAUGACGUUGCCCGUCGGCCGGUUAUAGAAAUAGAAAAUCGGGAGCCAAGUACAUCAGCUACAAAAUCGGAAAAGUCAACACCAACAGCAGCAAAAGCAAAAACAGCGGGAGACGCGUCAUCGCCAGUGUUGUCCCUGUCAUCUGAAAUCAGCGACGAGUCAGCGGCAAUUUGUUGUUAUACAAUUGACAAAAAACUGUCACAGCAGCAGCAGCAGAAACAUCCCACAGCACAUCAGUGGAAUCCCUCUCAGACACUGCAGCACUACAACUCCUCGGCGACAGUUAGCUAUCGGAACUAUCACCAGCCAGAGCCAGGACCAGGACCAGAGCCAAGGUGUCCUCCGCCUGUGCCGCCCAAGCCACGCGUCUGCCAGGAGUCGAACAACAGCAGCGAUGAGCCCGCUCUGAAGACACGCCGCUUGGUCUGUACGCCACGCAUUUAUCCUUCGACAAGGUCGCCACACGGCAGUAGCUGCUACUGCUGCAUUCGCAAGGGCUUUCCGCCUUAUGCCUUCGAGGGGAACAACAACAACAACUACAACUGCAAGUUCGGUUCGAGUGGAGGAACGCCGCGAUCGCUGGUCUACGAUCGUCACGGACGUCUGACCUUCGACUCUGAACCGGAAGUGGCAGUGGAAAGAGAGCAGAGCCGCCGGGCCACCGGUGUGCGCCACAAGUCGCUGAGUGUAUCUCGAUUGCAUACGCCCGGAGAUCAUCCCAACCCGCAGCAGUACAGAGAACUCAAAGUUGUGUCCGAUCCGUAUCCAGAUCCCUCGCGAGUGACCACAGAACAAAGUGCCAGAACUCAUCCAGUGAACCCAUCUACCCAACAGGACCACAAUCCACACGAGGUCCCAUACAAGUCGAACCAUUUACUCCUUCCCUGCAGUUGUAAUCCCCAUUUGGACUAUCUAUGCUCUUCAUUCAACAAGGAGAACGGGCACACAAUGGAGAAACGACAUAACACCCUGGACAGGAUACAGCGCCUGGGAUUCGGGCGCAAGUCCUUGCCAGCUGCUUCCGCCAACGCCAACGCCUCUGGCUCAUCCUCAUCUUCCGGAGCAGCAGUUGGAGGCCCGGAAAAGCAGCGCAAGACUUCAGAUCGUUCGGAGCGCCUCAAGGAGCUAACGGAGCUGCUGAGAGGCACCGGGGGAAGCAGCUCCAGAGCCUCAUCCACGCCCACACCUCCGCCGCCACCACCGCCAGUGCCGCCGCCACGAAAGCCGCGUGGCACCUACCUGGAGCGCCAGGACACGGGCGCCAGUCAGACAUCCGAAAGCAGCAGCGAUGUCAACGUAAGGGGAGCCAGCAGCGGGGGCGGCCUGAGCACGGCCGCCCGCCUCUUUGCCUCCCUUAAACCCAACACAAGUCUCUCCAACCUGGAGGCCUUCAUGUUGAGCAACCGUGAGAAGUCCAAGUCCCCGCCUCCACCGACGCAGCAUCAGCAGCAGCAGCAGAAUCAGCAGCAGCAGCAGCGUGCUGUGGGGAGAUGCGUAGAUGCCUCAACACGAAGCAGUAGCGAGAGUACGCCGCAAGCAUCGAGACCGGAGCUGCGGACCGUGAUCGGUUCGUAUGCGCCAAAGGGAAUUCCGUUUCGCUCCGUUUCGUUCUCGCAAAUCGACUGCAAGUCCACGCUGAGCGCCCUGAGGGAUCGCCUGAGGCGUGAAAAAGCAAUCGAAGAGCCCAGCCCCAGUCCGACGCAUUCCAGAGAGAGGGAGGAGGGUCCGGGCUGGGUGCACAUUCCUCUGAAGAAGACAGAGCUGAGCAUCAACCUGAAUUACGGGCAGGAGAAGUCGCUGGACCACGACUCCAUCCAGGAGGAGGACAUUUUCAGCACAGAGGUCUCUGGCAGCAGUUCGGGCAUCCUGUACCCAGCACCGGCCACCGCCAGCAGCGUGAUAGCCGCCCAUGCCACCAUGGAAUCCCUGACAGACACAAUUCAGUCGGAGAGCGACUGCCUCAUCAGGGAGGAGAUUGCUACCAUCAUUGUGCAGCCCAUGGAGGUCACCCCGCCCGCCUCCACAGGCGGCAGUGCCCCAAAUCUGGCCACGCUGAUGGAGGAGCAGCUGCCACUAGAGUCUCCACCAGACAACUUCCUGCAGACGGCCACCACCUGCGAAAUUCCCGUGCCAGUGUACGAGUGCGCUGCACAAGAGUGGCUGGAGACGCCCGCCCAGGAGUGGGUGGAAGUAGUUCCGGAGACAAUUCAGCCUCCAGUUUCGCACGCUGCCUGCAAGGUGUCCCAAACAGAGUCGACGCUGACCACCGCCGUGAGGAGUGACCUGGUGCCCACAAUAUCGGUGAGCCGCUCCUCGGAGGAGGGCGAUGGAGUGGUCAGGAUAGACGAUGCCCCUCAAGUAGAGCUUGCGACAACCGCCAGGAACACGUCGGCAGAGGAGCCGCAGCAUUGCAAGCAGUACAGCCACAAUGACCUGGAUCUGUCCAGCCCCGAACUUCGCAGCUCUCUGGAGACCGUAGCCACUCCCCGGCACAGCACGGACGAGCGCCAGAGGCGGCAUUUGGACAACUCCACCAAACGGAAAGGCAUGUAUAUAGACAACGCCGACUGGCAGGCAACGGCACCGGCAGAGGCAGUCGCCCAUCGCGGAUUAGCAGUAGACAUCGGUGUGACCAACCUCAAUGCCAUUAAGCCCGAGUCCCCGGAGGCCCACUCCUCGCAGAUCUACAUUAGCAGCCCCAUCAGCGCAUAUUCCUUCGAACUUAACACGCCCGAGCUGGAGAAGGGUGCCCCAUCCUGGGGUCCAUCCAGCGGGUCGAGCGAAAAAACGCGAUUGCUAAGCAACUUUAGCUGCCAUAGCAGCGAGGAGAAGGACGACGCCUCCAGCAAGAGUCUCAGCUUCCUACGGACCGACUCCACAUCUGACAACGAGUGCGACCGUAUCGCCAGGGAUCGCAUCACUUCCAGUCCCACGCCCUCCUCCGGUGACAACGACUACAAGCGAUUCUCGAAGCGCCCUCUGCGCGGUCCCUACGGUCAGAUGCUCGAAGCGGAGAUGAAGAAGCCCAACCGGAUGCACUUCGAGGAGAUCCUCGAGGAGCUGCGUGAAACAGACAGCUUGCAUCUGCGAGGAGCUGCUGGUGUUUCGGCUCCAGUGGGUGCUUCAAGUGGCAGCCCCCGCCCUAAUAUUCCGCAGUAUUCCAACUCGAUGCGGGUACGAAAGACGAGCACGUAUCUUCCUGUGCCGUCGCAUACCCGGGCCGCGUCCACGCCAUCGCAGCUGGAACACACCAGCAAGGGCAUAGCCUCCGCUGCCCCGAUCUCCGCAUCCGCCAAGAACCUAGGCGAAGCGGAGUUGGUGCACCAUAUGAAGCGAGCCGCCUCCGAGGCGCCGGCCCCCAAGACGCACCACAGCAAACGUAGCCUGUCCAUGAGCACGGAGCGGCCCAGCCAGCACCAUCAUCACGCCCAUGGUCACAGUCAUGGUCACGGACAUAGUCAUCAUCAUACAGCCAAAAGGAGCCUGGACGCCAAUGUCAGUGCCAAAACGAAGACUGCCCCUGCUGCUGCAGCGGCCGGUCCAACGCUGGACUUGAAGCCAACGCCCGCUCUGUUGGCGGAACUUUUGAAGGGAUCCAGCGAAAAUAUGCUCUCCGAGCAGCGCCAGAAAACAAUUGCGGACACUCGCACAUAUGUUGUCCAAGAGAUCUACCGCAACGAGCAGUCCUACGUGGAGUCUCUGCAGACUGUUGUUCUGAAGUAUCUGAAAGUGCUCAAGGCACCCGAGCACGCCGGCAUGAUUGACACCCGCACCGUGGACGAGAUCUUCUUCAUGGUCCCGGACAUUCUCGAGAUACACGAAAAGUUCUUGGCAGAUCUCAAGCAUCGCUUGGAUGACUGGGAUGUUCAGCAGAAAGUGGGCGAUGCCUUUAUGGAUACGUUCUCGAAGCUGGAGGUCCUUGAGGUCUACACAUCAUUUGUGAACAACUGCAAUCGGGCCAAGAACGCCAUUCGCUCCAUGAAACACCAGCGACCAUCGUUCGCCAAGUUCCUGGAGUCCACCUCCCGCGAGCACAAGGGAAAACUCACCCUCGACAAUCUGCUAAUCAAGCCAGUGCAAAAGUUUCCCAAUUACGAGCUUCUGUUCCAGCGACUGAUUAAGCACACGGAUCACGAUCAUCCCGAUCAGAAGCACCUGCAGGACGUGUUGAAGCUAGUCCACGACAUUCUGGUGCACAUCAACUGCAAGGAGCGCGAGAUCAUGGAGAACGGGCAGCGCGAGGCGACUCUGCGCGAGCUGGAGGGCGUGAUCGAGGGUAUUACCGAUCUGACAGCGCCCGAGCGGCAGUUCCUUCUGUUCGAUCUCGUUUCGAUGCCUUCGGGUGCGGGGGCGCGCAAGGACCGGGGCUUCUUCCUGUUCAACGACCUGCUCGUCCUCACCAGCAUAAAGAAACGAAGCGGCACCAUCCGCAAGCCCAGCAGCAGCAUCUGCCCGGGAACGGUUGCUACCACGCUGGAGACCAACAAGUACAAAUGUCUCACCAAAAUCUCACUGGACUGUCUGGAGAUUGUCAAGCCCAAGGACGAGAACAUCAAGCGAAUCGUCAACGAAAUCGAGAGCUUGGCCGACGACUGCGGCAAGCUGCAACAGAUCAGCGACAUCACCGCCUCCCUAAAGUAUCCACACCAGUAUCUCGAGGACGUUAUCCGCGAGCUUCAUCGCGACGUCCAGCGGCAGCUAUCCGAGCGCCAGACGAACGACACCCAGCUCAAUAUGCUAGAACUGACAGUCAGUUCGCCAAAUGGCAACCAGAAGCUGACGGUGGUCUUCAGUAAGACGGAGAAGCGCACGGCUUGGGAGGAGACCUUCAUCGAGGCUAAGCAGAAGCUGGCUGCCACUUUGGAGAGACAUCCCAUCCCCGAGUUCCUUACCUCCAUACCAAUACGAAAGACCCGCGCCGGACUGCAGUUCACAUGUGCGGCGGCUACGCUGAGCGAGAACCGGGAUGUUUGGGUGUGCAACAGCGACGGAUAUGUGGGCCAGGUGUGCAUCAUGUCGCUGCACCCAGAGCCGAACGUCACCAGCUGCAACGGCGUCUGCAAUGCGCGCAUCUUGUGCGUGGCCUCUGUGCCGGCAUACAGUUCCUCUGCCUCGAGUCGCAACAGUAGUGGGGAGCAGCAAGCCCAGGAGGAGAAGGAUAAGCCACGGAACAGCUCACAGCAGCCGCAGUCGCAGCCCAGUCAGAGCUACACUCAGCAGCUGCGGGACUACCGCAAGAGCAUCUCCCCCAGCUUCCAGAGCGGCUCCUCCUCAACGGCCACGCCCACUCCCGAGAAGAAAAAGACACCCACGCCCACGCCGGUGGCUGUCGACGGUGUCGUAACGGUGGCUGCCAGCAACAGUGAUACUCAGCUGGAUCUGAAUCUGAGCUCCAGCGACGAUGAGACGGAAGCAGCCGCUGCCACCGCCUCCGCCUCAGCCUCCGCCUCGCUCAACGUUGCCAGCGCUAGCACAGGAGCUGGAUCUGGAUCUGGAUCUGGAGCAAUAGUGGAACGUGUGCCUAGUCCCGCCCCCUCACUGCAAGCCGGAUAUCAUGGCCAUCAGGACUCGAAUCCCGAGGAGGGCGAGGGCAAUCAAUCAACCAUGUGGAUCGGCACCGAAGACGGCUGCAUCCACGUCUACAAUAGCACUGACAAUAUUCGCAUUAAGAAGAACCGCAUCAAGAUCGAGCACCAUUCGGCCGUCUAUUCUAUUUUGUAUCUGGACAAUCGUGUGUUUGUGUCGUUGGCAAAUGGUGAUAUUUGUGUUUACCUGAGAGAUGGAGCCACAUCGUGGAAUACGUGCUCAUCGCAUUGCCUAUCUAUUGGCACCGUCACCAGUCCCGUGACCAAGUUGCUGAAUGUCAACGGCAGGCUUUGGUGCUCCAUUCAGGGCAUCAUUAAGGUCCUAGAUGUGGAGACUUUGCAGGUCAUUCAUCAGAUACAAAUAUCAUCGGACUCGAAGCCAAUCACAAACAUGACAGUCGCCAGCAACUUUGUCUGGAUAUCCAUCCAGAAUUCGGCGCACAUUAAAUGUUUCCAUUCCAAUACCCACCAGCUAGUCACCGAAGUGAAUCUCGCGCCGGCCGUGAACAAAAUGCUCUCCAACUGCGACGAGAUCAUUAGGCAACACAAAGCCGCCUGCCUUCGUGUGACUUCGCUGUUGUGCUGCAAGGAUCUCAUCUGGAUUGGCACCAGUGCGGGCGUCCUCCUGACCAUACCAGCCCUGGGCUACGAGAAGGGCGCCGUCAACAUUGUGCCCACCGGCAUUCCCCACGGCCACACCGGCCAUGUGCGAUUCCUCACGUUUGUGGAGACCACCGGGCUGGAGGGGACAACAGGAGCCCGUGAGGCAAGUGGUUCCGCCAGCGAUGAGUACACCAAGCAGGGCUCCAUAAAGCACUCCAAAUCCAAGUCGGAGACGAACAACACAUUGAUCAUUUCCGGCGGCGAUGGCUACGAGGACUUCCGCAACUCGGGCGCCAAUUCCCUCAGUGAGAUCGCCGGCCGCGAGGACAGCACCAACCAUUUACUGAUAUGGCAAAUUUGAAGCAGAAGGCGUAAAAAUCGCUGGAGGCUUUUGCUCUCGCGCUGGAAAAACAACAACUGAGCUCGAGGAUCAGAGAUCAGUUCGAGGCGCGUAGAGUAGAGUGCAUACUGCAGCGGUUUUUAUGACAACAUUGAUGAGAUUUGCAUAGAGAGAGAGAGAACAAGAGAGAGAUCGAUCUACAGCAGCUGCUAAGCUGGAAAUUAGUAGAACUAGGGGACUGAUUGAUGCUCGAACCAAUCCAACAACUGUGUAUAUUUGAAACUGAAUAAGUAAUUACGUUCAGCCUCUAAUAAAAAACAGAGAUUAUGUAUUAUGUAUAAACUAUAAACUCCCUUGACUAUCCACUGGAUGAGUGCCAAAACAAGCAACUUUCAAUGUACAUAGAAAUCGCACAGAACAGAGCAGGGCUAAGCAGAACCGAUGAAGAUGGAGGGGGAGGAGGCACAGGCACAGCUCCACAGCCAAGUACUAUAGAUAUUUUUUUAUUGAUAAUAUGUACGAGUACUCGUAUCUCGCAACUUGUAUCUGUAGAUCCUAUUCAAGAGUUAAGCGUUCGUUCUAAGUUUGUUUUUGCAAUUGAAAUACAGGUCUAACGUGUAAUGUGUAACGAUAAACAAUUAUGCCUAUCUAUGCCUAAAUUUAAUGCAAUAAUAAUCUACCUGAAUGUAGAGUGUCACCAUCAGAUCAUCCCUGCCCUGCCCCUAGAAUUAAAGCGCUUUAAUCGAAUUUAUAAUCUACUUAGAGAAAAGAAAUUACUCUCACGGGGUAUGUGCAUGUGCUUGUAAAAAUCGUAACUCCCUAUUUUACAGAUAAACACAUAUACCAUAUACUAAAUAUAUAAAAAAGAAUAUAUUGACAAAUGAUAUGAUUAAAUGGCGUUUAUAAAGUUUAUUGUGAAGCCUAUAUACAUAUAUUUCAUGCAAGUGAAUUGAAUUGAAUUUUGAAUCUGAAAAUUGCAAAUUUUAACCAUACAUACGAGUGAUAUUCAAUAGUUUUUUUGCUACUCGUAGAGUUUUUUGGGCAUGUAAAAAUCGUAACACACACAUACACACACACACAUACACUUAUGCAUACUUGUAUAUUUUUCUCAAUAAUUGUAUACUAUUCGUAAUUUGUAAAAGAAAUCCCCACGCACCCAUCAGCGCAGUACAGUGUUGAAGGGGGUUGUCGCGUCGCUCAAUGGCCUAAAUUGUAGCAAAUUGUAUUAAUUUAAGUAUGAAUAUAUUUCCAUGUUAGAUCUGGUUGGUUAUAAAUAAAUCAUAAAUCAUUGUUCA
Molecule: messenger RNA, 8703 nt
Organism: Drosophila guanche
Lineage: Eukaryota; Metazoa; Arthropoda; Insecta; Diptera; Drosophilidae
Product: rho guanine nucleotide exchange factor 17
Exons: 16
Coding region: 230-7429 (2399 amino acids)
Biological process (GO): actin cytoskeleton organization
Molecular function (GO): guanyl-nucleotide exchange factor activity; protein binding
Source: RefSeq, a predicted model, not a curated record